AUGCAGGGGAGGACCUGGGGGCUGCGUCUGCUGCUCCUGCUGGGGUCGGGGCUGGGGUCCCAGGAGGCCCUGCCCCCACCCUGUGAAAGCCAGAUUUACUGCCAUGGGGAGCUUCUGCACCAAGUUCAGAUGGCCAAACUCUACCAGGAUGAUAAGCAGUUUGUGGACAUGCCUCUGUCCUUAGCUCCAAACCAAGUCCUGAGGCGCUUCCACGAGCUGGCCCAGGUCCACAACCUCAGCAUCCCCCGGCAGGAGCUGCAAGUGUUCAUCCAAGAACACUUCCGGGCUGUGGAGGAGCUGCAGCCCUGGACCCCUGGGGACUGGAGAGACAGCCCCCAGUUUCUGCAGAAGAUAUUGGACCCCAAGCUGCGAGCCUGGGCAGGGCAGCUGCACCAACUCUGGAAGAAGCUGGGAAAGAAGGUGAAGCCAGAGGUCCUCAUCCACCCCAAGCAGUUCUCGCUGAUCUACUCAAGACACCCCUUCAUUGUGCCCGGUGGGUGCUUUGUGGAGUUCUACUACUGGGACUCCUACUGGGUGAUGGAGGGUCUGCUCCUCUCUGAGAUGCCCGAGACGGUGAAGGGCAUGCUGCAGAAUUUCCUGGACCUGGUGCAGACGUAUGGACACGUCCCCAACGGGGCCCUAGUGUACUACCUGCAACGGAGCCAGCCCCCGCUCCUGACCCUCAUGAUGAACCGCUACGUGGCCCACACCAACGACACCGCCUUCCUACAGGACCACAUUGAGACCCUGGCCUCAGAGCUAGACUUUUGGAGUAAGAACAGGAGCAUUUCUGUGAGCUCCAGGGGAAAGAGUUACAUCCUGAACCGCUAUGAAGUCCCUUACAGGGGCCCCAGGCCGGAGUCUUACAGCAAAGACGCAGAGCUGGCCGCCACCUUGCCGGAAGGGAACCGGGACACUCUGCUGGCCGAACUCAAGGCCGGGGCCGAGUCCAGCUGGGACUUCUCCUCACGCUGGCUCCUAGGAGGCCCGAAUCCCAGUUCGCUCAGCAGCAUCCGAGCCAGCAAGCUGGUGCAGGUUGACCUCAACGCCUUCCUGUGCCAGGCGGAGGGGCUCAUGAGCAACUUCUACUCCAGACUGGGGAAUGACUCUGAAGCUGCGAAGUACAGAAAUCUGCGAGCCCAGCGCAUGGCUGCCCUGAAGGACGUCCUGUGGGAUGAGGGCAAAGGGGCCUGGUUUGACUAUGACCUUGAGAACGAUAAGAAGAAACUGGAGUUUUACCCAUCCAACUUUGCUCCUCUCUUUGCUGGCUGCUUCUCUGACUCGGACGAUGUAGAUAAAGCUCUGCAAUACCUGGAGGACAGCCGGAUCCUCACCUACCAGUAUGGAAUCCCGACCUCUCUCCAGAAGACAGGCCAGCAAUGAGACUUCCCCAAUGCCUGGGCCCCCCUGCAGGACCUGGUCAUCAGAGGUCUGGCCAAGUCUCCUUCAGCCAAAGCCCAGGAAGUAGCUUUCCAGCUGGCCCAGAAUUGGAUCCAAACCAACUUUGAUGUCUACUCCAAAGAGUCAGCCAUGUAUGAGAAGUAUGACAUCAGCAACGGUGGACAGCUAGGUGGUGGAGGGGAGUAUGAAGUUCAGGAGGGGUUUGGCUGGACCAAUGGCGUGGCCGUGAUGCUGCUGGACCGCUAUGGGGACCAGCUGAACUCGGGGGCGCAGGCUGCUUUCCUGGAGCCCCACUGCCUCGCAGACGCCCUCCCGCUCAGCCUCCUGCCACAGUGA
This is a messenger RNA of Odocoileus virginianus texanus, 1737 nucleotides long. NCBI's taxonomy places the organism in Eukaryota, Metazoa, Chordata, Mammalia, Artiodactyla, Cervidae. The record is from RefSeq and is a predicted model, not a curated record.